AGCCUCAUGUAUGCCUACUUGAUGCGUUAUUCUGUACUUCGUUGAUUGAUGUCUCAAAUACAAUACCAGACGCAUUGACACAAGAAAUAAAUUAAAAACCGUACCCCUGGUCCAGGUUUACAACAAAUACGUCCCAUCGAGUUGAUAGUCCAGCGUGAAAUAUAGGUCAGAGUGUUUGAAAAAAAUCAGCGGAUUCCGUAAUUACUUUCGUUAUACUCUAGCGCGUAACGUGAUGAUUUCAAACCAGUGAACUGUUUCAAACAGCAAGGAGCUUGGAUUUCAAUCAAACUGAAAACAAUCAAAUCGUAUUCUCUUGUCUCGAUUAUUUUCGUUUCACAAAAGCCAGGACAUCUCUAUAUACGUAUUAACACUUUGUGUAAAUACUGAGGGAUAUAACUCGUCCAUAAUCUAGUAUUCAGAAGUUAGAAUUUCACGUCGCUUGGAUUGUUCAGAGUGAGGCUGAGGCAAUGAGCAGCUUGAAUCCUGCAAGAAGAGAAGGAACACACAAACUUCAUGAAUGUGAUGUUUGUAAGAAGAGAUUUUCACGUGGUAGUCAUUUGGUUAUACAUCAAAGAACACACACUGGAGAGAAACCUUAUGAAUGUGAUAUUUGUGAAAAGAGAUUUUCACGUGGUAGUCAUUUGGUUAGACAUCAAAGUACACACACCGAAGAGAAAUCUUAUGAAUGUGAUGUUUGUAAAAAGAGAUUUUCACAUGGUAGUAGUUUGGUUAGUCAUCAAAGAACACACACUGGAGAGAAACCUUAUGAAUGUGAUGUUUGUAAGAAGAGAUUUUCAUGUCAUAGUCAUUUAAUUAGACAUCAAAGAACCCACACUGGAGAGAAACCUUAUGAAUGUGAUGUUUGUAAAAAGAGAUUUUCACGUAAUAGUGAUUUGGUUAAACAUCAAAGAACACACACUGGAGAGAAACCUUAUGAAUGUGAUGUUUGUAAGAAGAGAUUUUCACAUCGUAGUGGUUUCGUUACACAUCAAAGAACACACACUGGAGAGAAACCUUAUGAGUGUGAUGUUUGUAAGAAGAGAUUUUCACAGGGUAGUGGUUUGAUUAGUCAUAAAAGAACACACACUGGAGAGAAACCUUAUGAAUGUGAUGUUUGUGAGAAGAGAUUUUCACAUCGUAGUGGCUUCGUUGCACAUCAAAGAAAACACACUGGAGAGAAACCUUAUGAAUGUGAUGCUUGUAAAAAGAGAUUUUCACGUGGUAGUCAUUUGGUUAGACAUCAAAGAACACACACUGGAGAGAAACCUUAUGAAUGUGAUGUUUGUAAGAAGAGAUUUUCACAGCGUAGUAGUUUGAUUAGUCAUCAAAGAACACACACUGGAGAAAAUUCUUAUGAAUGUGAUGUUUGUAAGAAGAGAUUUUCACGGGAUAGUCAUUUGGUUAGUCAUCAAAGAACACACACUGGAGAGAAACCUUUUGAGUGUGAUGUUUGUAAAAAGAGGUUUUCACAUGGUAGUAGUUUGGUUACUCAUCAAAGAACACACACUGGAGAGAAACCUUAUGAAUGUGAUGUUUGUAAGAAGAGAUUUCCGCAUGGUAGUAGUUUGGUUAUACAUCAAAGAAAACACAUUGGAGAGAAACCUUAUGAAUGUGAUGUUUGUAAAAAGAGAUUUUCACAGGUUGGUAGUUUGCUGAGACAUCAAAGAACACACACUGGAGAAAAACCUUAUGAAUGUGAUGUUUGUAAGAAGAGAUUUUCACAGGUUGGUCAUUUGCUUAGACAUCAAAGAACACACACUGGAGACAAACCUUAUGAAUGUGAUGUUUGUAAGAAGAGAUUUUCAUACAGCGGUAAUUUGGUUGCACAUCAAAAAACACACACUGGAGACAAGCCUUAUGAAUGUGAUGUUUGUAAGCAGACAUUUUCGCGUGGUAGUAAUUUGGUUAGUCAUCAAAGAACACACACUGGAGAGAAACUUUAUGAAUGUGAUAUUUGUAAGAAGGCAUUUUCACAUCGUAGUAGUUUCAUUAGUCAUCAAAGCACACACACUGGAGAGAAACCUUAUGAAUGUGAUGUUUGUAAGAAGAAAUUUUCAUGUGGUAGUAAUUUGAUUAGUCAUCAAAGAAUUCACACUGGAGACAAACCUUAUGAAUGUGAUGUUUGUAAGAAGAGAUUUUCACAUCGUAGUGGCUUCGUUGCACAUCAAAGAAAACACACUGGAGAGAAACCUUAUGAAUGUGAUGUUUGUAAGAAGAGAUUUUCACAUGUUGGUCAUUUGCUUACACAUCAAAGAACACACACUGGAGAGAAACCUUAUGAAUGUGAUGUUUGUAAAAAGAGAUUUUCACAGAGCGGUCAUUUGGUUACACAUCAAAAAACACACACUGGAGACAAACCUUUUGAAUGUGAUGUUUGUAAGAAGAGAUUUUCACAGAGUGGUAAUUUGCUUACACAUCAAAGAAAACACAUUUGAGAGAAACCUUAUUAAUGUGAUGUUUGUAAGAAGGAAUUUUCUUAUGGUUGUAGUCUGCUUAGACAUAAAAAACACACACUGGAAAGGAGAAAAAAACUAGGAACAGUGUGUCUUUUUAAAUAGACUUUUUAGGCAAUUUCAAAAAACAUAAAGAAUGCACAUUAUCUAGAGAGAUGUCAUUGAGAACUUUAGAUUUUUGAAACAGCACAACAUUCAUAAAAUGAAUGAAGACUUUCAUUUAUCUUGUGAUCGAUGGAAUAUGAAACCAAUAAUUAACCUUACCAGAAGUAGAACUGAAAAAUAUUUUUGCAGAACGUAACAUGGUAUGGUAAC
This is a messenger RNA of Dendronephthya gigantea, 2768 nucleotides long. RefSeq names its product zinc finger protein 271-like. Lineage: Eukaryota; Metazoa; Cnidaria; Anthozoa; Malacalcyonacea; Nephtheidae. Gene Ontology annotation, molecular function: DNA-binding transcription repressor activity, RNA polymerase II-specific. Gene Ontology annotation, biological process: negative regulation of transcription by RNA polymerase II. The record is from RefSeq and is a predicted model, not a curated record. The coding region runs from base 468 to 2435 and encodes 655 amino acids. The transcript has a single exon.